This is a messenger RNA of Thalassophryne amazonica, 599 nucleotides long. Its product is annotated as amine sulfotransferase-like. Gene Ontology annotation, biological process: sulfation. The coding region runs from base 1 to 567 and encodes 188 amino acids. Gene Ontology annotation, molecular function: sulfotransferase activity. NCBI's taxonomy places the organism in Eukaryota, Metazoa, Chordata, Actinopteri, Batrachoidiformes, Batrachoididae. Gene Ontology annotation, cellular component: cytoplasm. The record is from RefSeq and is a predicted model, not a curated record. The transcript has 5 exons.
AUGUUGUUGCAAACCAACAAACACACGAACCUUAGACAGAUUGUGUAUGUAAUGAGAAACCCAAAGGACAUUGUCACAUCUUUCUACCACUUCUGUCAGGUAGUGGUUGGCCUGGAGACCCCAACAAGCUUUGACGCCUUUUUGGAGCAGUAUUUAGAUGGAAACGUUCCAGCAGGAUCCUGGUUUGAUCACAUCAGAGAGUGGCACGCAACAAAAGACGAGUACAACAUCCUUUUCUUGAGCUAUGAGGAGAUGAUUUUGGAUCUGAGGGCAGCCGUAAGUAAAAUCUGUACUUUCCUUGAGAAAACCCUCAGUGCAGCAGCUAUUGACCAUGUUGUUGAAAAAUCAACAUUUGAGGGCAUGAAGAAUGACUCAAAAGCCAACUAUACAUUUGUGCCAGGAGAUCGACUGAAGGGAAGCUUCAUGCGCAAAGGUAAGAUUGGCGACUGGAAGAACACCUUCACUGUUGCCCAGAGUGAAAGGUUUGACCGCAUUUUUCAGGAACGACUUGGUGAUUUGCCUCUGAAGUUCAUCUGGGAUUCUGCAGAGGUUCCACAGCAACAUUAAACACAGAGACAGUAUCCUCAACGCCAAUAAAU